This is a messenger RNA of Hydatigera taeniaeformis, 306 nucleotides long. Lineage: Eukaryota; Metazoa; Platyhelminthes; Cestoda; Cyclophyllidea; Taeniidae. The record is from the annotation of a GenBank genome assembly.
AUGCUGCUAUUUGAAGGUGAACCGAUCCUCUUCAUCCUCUUUGCCCUCUUCAUCCUCUCCUUCCUCAUUGGAGGAUGUAUGUGGGGUUCUGGCGAAGAGGCGAACGAUCGAACCAAACACAUUGUGGGGAUCAUUAUUUUCUUCUUUGGAGUCACCUGCUGCGUUCUUUUCUUCAUUCUCUUUAUCUACAAGAAGAUUCGUCAAAGGCGGCGAGAGAAGAAGGAUUUUGAGGAGUUAAUGAGAAUGCAAAAUGAAUUUGCCGCGAAUGAAGGAUUUCAAGACGAUGAGAUUUCACUACGACGUUGA